This is a messenger RNA of Corticium candelabrum, 989 nucleotides long. RefSeq lists its product as uncharacterized. The transcript has 5 exons. Bases 3 to 680 code for a protein of 225 amino acids. The record is from RefSeq and is a predicted model, not a curated record. NCBI's taxonomy places the organism in Eukaryota, Metazoa, Porifera, Homoscleromorpha, Homosclerophorida, Plakinidae.
UGAUGUUGGGUGUGGUUGUCUCUAGUAAACGAUCGAUUCUUACACGAAGCAUCCGUGCUCCAGCAGCUGUGGCCGUCACGAUUCUUCUAUUGUCUGCAAACGCUGCAGCUUCCGAAAACUCGCAGUGUAAGGCAACCUUAGUAAGACCACUAAAAAGUACAAAAAAUGAAAUAAAGAUUACAAAGGGAUGGAAUGUGGUACUGCGGUGUAGCUGCAAAGAGAGUACCUCCCAGAUUCCAAAUUAUCGUUGGCAUCAACUCGAGUCUGGUAACUGGACACCUGUGGGUACUCAACAAGACCUGAUGAAAUACAUAUCUCAUUCUGUAACGUUUGCUUGUGAUGGAGGACACAACACUAAAAUGUCGAAAAAUAUAACAUUAAUAGCCACAGACCCAAAUAGUACAGUUGUCACCCCUACAACAUCAACUUCAGCCCCAUCUACAUCAACAUCUUCAGUUCCUUCUACACCUUCCUCGGUUUCUUCUACAUCAACAUCUACUUUCGUGACGAGGAUUGAGACAGAAGCUAGUAUACAUACAGGUGUCUCUUGUCAGAAUGCUAAAGAAGAACCACAAAGCCGUCUGACUGUCAUCCUUUUAUCUGCACUAGGUGUGGUGUUACUACUGCUGGUGGUGAUGAUCCUGCUGGUGAUAGUUAUUCUACGACGUCAUCAUGCGUAGAUCAUUCGCAGAUUUGUUUCAUGCACAGAUGUCGAGACAGAGAGACAAAAGUUAUUUUGCUGACAUUUUAUUAUUCCGCCCUAACUCAACAAACUGUUUUGAUCUCCUAGUAUAGAUGCUCUGUAGGAUGUACACAGAUUCACUAAAGAUCCAAUAAUGUAGCCUCGUACCCUCUCGCGUUGUCGCGCCCUGUUCCUGAUGUCUUUCAUACGGGAACCUUCACGGGCACGACACAGCGCGAGAGCGUUUAGUGCAAUGCUACAAUGUAUGAUAUCAGUAAUCAAAUACAAUUGUUUAUGCUGUUAGCGC